Messenger RNA from Teleopsis dalmanni, 903 nucleotides. RefSeq names its product collagen alpha-3(IV) chain. The transcript has 4 exons. Lineage: Eukaryota; Metazoa; Arthropoda; Insecta; Diptera; Diopsidae. The coding region runs from base 1 to 903 and encodes 300 amino acids. The record is from RefSeq and is a predicted model, not a curated record.
AUGAAACGGUUGUGCCUUUUAGCUACAAUACUGGGUUUAUGCUCAUAUGCAAGAGCUUCGUUAGUUAAUUGUGCUUGUGAGCCUGGACCAAUUGGUCCCAAAGGUGAUCCAGGACCAAUGGGCUACCCGGGCAGAGAUGGUGAACCAGGACCACCAGGCUUACCUGGUGGUUGGCCGGGUCAAAUAUCACCAUUUGCACGUGGCCUACCUGGACCACCAGGAUUACCAGGCUUGCCAGGUCCACCAGGUCCGCAGGGUGUACCCGGUAUACCAGGUACAGUGAUAAAUACAGGUGGUGGUGGAGGCGGUGGUGGUGGAGGUGGUGGCGGCGGUACAAUAGUUGAUGCCAAUGGAAAUAUUAUCGGUGUUGGAGGAGGUGGUGGUGGUGGUGGAGGCGGUGGAGGUUCGAGAAGAGUUUUUAUAAAUCGUAGCAAUGACCCAAAUAUUAUUCUAAUGCCAAUAACAAAUCCCUCUACAAAUUUUCCUCCAAAUACAUUACUUCUAAUCGGUCCCAAUGGUGAAUUUAUACCAGUGAAUAGUUUGCGUGGUUUUAAUCCUGUCUCAGAACGUUCAACAACAGAACGUUUGCCAACUCUACGCACAACACCCAUUUUAGAUACGGCUGGUACCACCGAUUUCAAUCAAUGGCAACGUGACCUCUUACUUGGUGAAGCGAAACAAAAGCAAUCAACUUCCGUACCAGUGUCUACUAUAACUCCUGAAGAACAUAAGACCACUUCGAAAGUAAAUGAAGAAGCAAAGAAUGAUACUUUUCAGUAUCAGGAAAAUACCCAGUUUAAUACGCAACAAACUGAAGACAGCAUGGAAGAGCUCGAGCGAGCGCUUGAAGAACUUCGUAAAAGGUACGCCAAACUCCAGUCAGUAAAUGUGAAAAAUAAUUAA